AAUACAUUUGGAGUGAAAGAUUAGAGUUCUUUAUGUUCAGUGAGCAUUCCGUCUUAUUGAAACAUCAUGACGUCGAAUCGUAAAUGACGGGACACUUGUGGUCCAGUUGUCACCAUUCAAACGCUGUCCAUGGUGCUGAAAAGUGUUGCGUCCAUAUGUGUGUACUAUUCGCCUGUUAAACAAAUCCAAAACAUCUCGGGAAUCUCCUUUCCCUUUGCGUCCUAACAUGAAGUACGGCACUGAAGUUCUGAAAUUUUCAAAAACCGAGGCAUUUUAUCCUUGAAGAUAUUUAUAUGUAAUGUUCCAAAUAAACUCACGGCGUCGCUAGUCUCUCACAGAUAUGAGAGGUUUUUUUUCUCCACCCACUGCAAAGGGAGUAAUCUUGCAUUAAAUCCAGAGUCGCCAUUGUUGCAGGAGGUGGCAUGUUAAUGUUACCAUUACGUUUUAUUUGUGACGGUAGCAACAGAGUGUUUGGAGAUUAUUUUCUGUGAAACAAUGAACCACAAGGGGAAAUCGUUGUUGGGUUUUGUCUGCGGUUUUGCGAUCUUGGUCCACAUCACCACUGCAGACCUCAGCUAUUCUGUUCCAGAGGAGGUGAGACCCGGAUCCAUUGUUGGAAACAUUGCCAAGGACCUCGGACUGGAGGUCGGGAAAUUGUUAACUCGUACAGCUCGUAUUGAUACCGAGGAGCGCUACCAGCAGUACUGUGAUAUUGAUCUUAAAACGGGAAAUUUAGUCAUCAAGGAAAGGAUUGACAGAGAGGAGCUGUGUGGGGAGAAGAUUUCGUGUAUGCUUAGAUUUGAAUUAGUUCUCGAGAGCCCGUUGGAGCUGCACCGCAUAUCGCUGCUCAUUCAGGAUGUCAACGACAAUUCACCCGUUUUUCCAAAGGAUACAAUGAAACUGGAAAUUCGAGAAUCGGCCGACAAAGGGGCUCGAUAUUACGUUAAUGAAGCACACGACGCUGAUAUUGGACAAAACACUGUGAAACAAUACAGCCUGCAAAAGAAUGAACAUUUCGUGCUGUCAGUUCGAGACGACACUGAUGGAUCUAAGAACGUCGAACUGGUGUUAGACAAAGAGCUCGACCGUGAAAAGGAAGAAGAUUUAAAUUUGGUGCUGAUUGCAGUUGAUGGUGGUAAUCCACAAAGAUCAGGAACGACCAAUAUACACGUGAGUGUGCUGGAUGCUAAUGAUAACGCUCCAGUGUUCAGCCAGGCCGUUUACAAAGCCAGUUUGCCUGAAAACUCCGCCCUUGAUACUGUCGUGAUCACAGUAAGUGCCACUGAUGCAGACGAGGGCGUCAAUGGAGAGGUGACAUAUGAGUUCAGCCGCAUUCCAGACAGAGCUAAAAAGGUUUUCUCUCUGAACAGCAACACUGGAGACAUAAAAGUUAUAGGACAGCUUGAUUUUGAGAGUAAUUCUAAAUAUGAGAUGCGCAUUAAUGCCAAAGAUGGUUAUGGACUUUCAUCAGAUUCUAAAGUAAUGAUUGAUAUCACUGAUGUGAAUGACAACGCUCCGGUGAUAUAUCUGAAAUCACUGAAAAACCCCAUACCUGAGAACGUGUCACCUGGUACAGAGGUGGGCAUCAUUAGUGUGCAGGAUGCAGAUUCUGAGACCAACGGACAGGUCCGUUGCUCCAUUCAGCAAGACGUCCCCUUUAAGUUGGUUCCUUCUAUUAAAAACUAUUAUUCUCUGGUGAGCACAGGACAGCUGGACCGUGAAGUGGUGUCUGAUUACAACAUUACAAUCAGUGCCACUGACGAGGGCUCUCCACCUCUGUCCUCGUCUAAAACUGUUCAGUUAUCUGUAGCAGACAUCAACGACAACCCACCUGUGUUUGAGGAGCAGUCGUACAGCGCAUAUGUGAGUGAAAAUAACAAACCAGGCUCCACUUUAUGUUCCGUGAGUGCUCGAGACCCCGACUGGAGACAGAACGGUACAGUGAUUUAUUCUCUGUUGGCCGGUGAGGUGAACGGUGCCCCGGUGUCCUCCUACGUGUCUGUGAACGGAGACACGGGGGCGAUCCACGCUGUGAGGUCGUUUGAUUAUGAGCAGUUGAGGAGUUUUAAAGUCCACGUGAUGGCCCGAGACAACGGUUCUCCUCCGCUGAGCAGCAACGUGACCGUCAGUGUGUUCAUAUCGGAUGUGAAUGACAACUGUCCUCAGAUCCUGUACCCCGCCCCGGAGGGCAACUCGUUCAUGACCGAGCUGGUCCCCAAAGCUGCCCACGGAGGCUCUGUGGUGUCCAAAGUGAUCGCGGUGGACGCGGACUCCGGCCAGAACGCCUGGCUGUCUUAUCAUAUAGUGAAGUCCACUGAUCCGGGCCUUUUCAGUAUUGGUGUCCACAGCGGAGAGAUCAGGACACAGCGGGACAUUUCUGAAUCUGACAGCAUGAAACAGAACCUUAUUGUGGCAGUGAAAGAUAACGGCCAGCCCUCUCUGUCUGCCACCUGUUCCAUGUAUUUACUGAUUUCUGACAACUUGGCUGAGGUGCCCGAACUGAAGGAUAUUUCUUACGAGGAGAAGAAUUCCAAACUGACGUCUUACCUUAUUAUCGCUCUGGUGUGUGUGUCCACGUUUUUUCUGACGUUCAUCAUCAUCAUCCUGGGUGUGAGGUUUUGUCGCAGGAGAAAGCCCAGACUGUUGUUUGAUGGAGCAGUCGCCAUCCCCGGCGCUUAUCUCCCUCCUAAUUACGCAGAUGUUGACGGCACAGGAACUUUGCGCAGCGCUUACAAUUAUGACGCAUAUCUGACGACAGGAUCAAGAACCAGUGACUUUAAGUUUGUGACGUCUUACAAUGACAACACGCUGCCUGCUGAGGAAACAAUCAGAAAAAGUCCCAGUGACUUUCUUGAAGCUUUUGGUGACUCUGACAAUUCUUCCCAGGUAAGAAUUUAAGAGUGUGAAGUUCUUUUUUUCAUCCACUGGUGUUCAGAGGCUGCAGUCCACAUAUUUGAAGUGCCAACCACUAUAUACAUAAUUAUCAACCGUCAAUAAAGUACUUUCAGAAAGCAUUUUCUUUCUCUAUUAAUAAUUAUAAAGUGGAUGUUUUGUGCUGCCAUUUCUAUCUUAAGGUGCCUUCCCCAGAGCAAAGAA
This is a messenger RNA of Scatophagus argus, 3096 nucleotides long. Its product is annotated as protocadherin gamma-A12-like. The record is from RefSeq and is a predicted model, not a curated record. Gene Ontology annotation, molecular function: calcium ion binding. Gene Ontology annotation, cellular component: plasma membrane. NCBI's taxonomy places the organism in Eukaryota, Metazoa, Chordata, Actinopteri, Scatophagidae. Bases 496 to 2898 code for a protein of 800 amino acids. The transcript has a single exon. Gene Ontology annotation, biological process: homophilic cell-cell adhesion.